Messenger RNA from Trichosporon asahii var. asahii CBS 2479, 666 nucleotides. RefSeq lists its product as uncharacterized. The transcript has a single exon. The record is from RefSeq and is a predicted model, not a curated record. NCBI's taxonomy places the organism in Eukaryota, Fungi, Basidiomycota, Tremellomycetes, Trichosporonales, Trichosporonaceae. The coding region runs from base 1 to 666 and encodes 221 amino acids.
AUGCUCCCUCCGUCGGUGGUUACGACCUCGCCGCCGCUGCCCCCGGUGCCGACACCCCUGUCCCCGACGAGCCGCUCCUCUCGCUCUCCGAUCCCCACACUUGCGCCGGCUCCUGUCCCCGCACCGCCACUGCUCGAGCUCUUCGAGGGUGACGAUGGAUACCCCGUCGCUGAGUUCGUCAACAUGGCCGAGUACAUGAUGUCCGCGCACGCCGAGUACUACACGACGGCAGCGCGGCGCAUAGCCUACGUCUCGAACAACUUUUCUGGGCGCGCACGCCUCUGGUUCACGUACAUUCUCGGCAAGAGCCCUCGGCCACACUGCCUCCGCUCCUGGGAAGAGUUCCGCGUCGCGCUCCUCCAGUACUUUGGCGACGUCGACCCCGUCCCGCACACUGUGCUCCUCAAGCUGACGCAGGAGGACCACGAGACGGUGUGGUACGCAAAGGAGUUUCGCGAAAAGGCGGCUGUAUGCCGCGUCGACGUCAACCAUGAGUACUACCGGCGCUGGUUUGUGCUUGGCCUCCAGCCUGCUAUCCGCGAUCGCACGCUGCGCGCGUUCUACCACCUCGGCACGUUCCAGGACGUCGUGCGACACGCGCGGGAGAUUGAGGUCGCCCUCCUCGGUUUGCAAAACUCGCAUCCCUCGCACGCUUCCUCUCAUUAG